Messenger RNA from Phyllostomus discolor (pale spear-nosed bat), 2877 nucleotides. It is a transcript of the gene TMEM192, whose product is annotated as transmembrane protein 192. Gene Ontology annotation, cellular component: lysosomal membrane; late endosome. Lineage: Eukaryota; Metazoa; Chordata; Mammalia; Chiroptera; Phyllostomidae. The transcript is spliced from 6 exons. The coding region runs from base 139 to 954 and encodes 271 amino acids. The record is from RefSeq and is a predicted model, not a curated record.
GCGGGGCGGGCACAGGAGGGGGUGUGUCUGGAGUUGGGGCAGGCGGAUCCUUGAAGGUGGCAAAUUUCUUGGGCCCUCGGCGCCUGGGAACAGGUGGACAGGCCUGCUGGCCGAGGCUUCGGCCUCGAGCGUCGGGAAAUGGCGGCGAGGGGCAGACUGGAGGAUGGUUCCUUGGAUCCAACCCAAAGUAUUGAAGAGGACCCCCUUCUGGACACCCAGCCUCACCCACAUUACUCAUUACACGCUCAUUUUAGACCCAGAUUCCAUCCUCUUCCUACAAUCAUCAUAGCAAAUCUUCUCUUGUUAGUACAUGUUGUGUUUGUUGUUUUAGCAUUUCUGACAGGUGUGCUUUGUUCUUACCCUAACCCAAAUGAGGACAAGUGCCCGGGAAACUACACCAACCCGCUGAAAGUUCAGACGGUCAUAAUCCUUGGAAAAGUCAUUUUGUGGAUUCUGCACUUCCUUCUCGAACGCUACAUUCAGUAUCACCACAGCAAAGUAAGAAACCGAGGCUAUAACAUGAUCUACCGAUCAACAAGGCAUCUGAAAAGGCUUGCAUUAACCAUACACUCCACCGGCAACACAGCACUUCUCCUCAUCCUGUGCAUACAGCAUUCCUUCCCGGAGUCCAGCAGGCUGUAUCUGGACCUCAUCCUGGCCAUCCUGGCCCUGGAACUGAUCUGUUCCCUGACGUGUCUGCUCGUCUACACAGUGAAGAUUCGAAAAUUUAAUAAAGCCAAACCACAGCCUGAUGUACUUGAAGAAGAAAAAGGCUAUGCCUACCCCAGCAAUAUUACUUCAGAGACUGGAUUCAGGACUAUUUCAAGUCUAGAAGAAAUUGUUGAAAAGCAAGGAGACAUUAUCUUGUACCUGAAGCGACACAAUGCCCUGUUGAGCAAGCGGUUGUUGGCUUCCACUUCCCCUGACCUAGGCUCUCAUCCAAGUAGAAUAUGAGAGUUCAAGGUCAAGACAGCAAUUGCUGAGGAAUCCAGACUAAGACUGACUACCUGACAAGCUGUCAUAGCAAACUGCAGCUUUUGCCAAGUAACAGUUAACCAUUUUCGUCGGAAACCUGAAUUUGGUUCUCACCUAUGUGGCUGUGUGACAUGUAGGGCUGUGGAUCACGUGAAAAGUGAUUUGUAGUCUUGGUAACUAAAGGAGACUGUCUUUCUUGCACAUUUUGAAGUGAUUUAACUACCUGGUUUAUCCCAGGACCAACAGUAUAAACAUCUGAGCCAACACUUCCACAUGACCUAAGAGCCCUGUAAUAAUUUGGCUGUUUAUAGAGGGAAUCUGGCAUGCCAAUGAACUUAAAACAGGGAUUUGAUCGUAUUAAGUUUUUCCCACUUUUAAACUGACAGGGAAGGCAUUUGUGUUAAUGUUCCUUCCCAUGGAGCCUUAGCAUAUAUUUCAUAUGCUUGUGUCGUAUUGGAGAGCAGCUUGGCCGUUGUAGCUUUUAUAAAGAAUUUUUUCAUUGUAGAAUCAUGUUCUCACUAGGUUAUUGACUAUGCAAACUCCUACAAUUUUCCAUCCUCCAGAAAUAAGCUAUGAAGGUUACUUGGGUCAGUGUCAGCCUGACCAGUGCUAGACUGACCGUCGCUGUUACAUCUGUACAACCUUCCGGUGGCAACAGCUGAAGUACUUAGGAAACCUUCAACGUUCUCUCUAUUUUUGCCCUUUCUCCAGGAAGUUGCUGUGUAUUUCAGUAUUGACUGUCCCGUCACUGGAGCAGUACGUUCAGCAAUAGGAAAGGGGUCUCCUUUGGCUUAAGUUUGUCUAAAAAGUAAAAAGGACACGUCUCUUAGGCUUGGAUUAUACUUAAAAAUUAUGACGGGAAUAAAAUGUCCUAUCAACUUCUGUAUCAGAUAUUAAACACAUCUCAUGCCCCAGAUAAAGUGAAGCAUUUUUAGGAGUAAAUGGCAUUACUUCUGUUUUCCCAGUGUGCCCCUUUAUCAGUUGUUAUUGGCACCACGACAUGCCGCCGUAGAAACACUUUUGGUUGGGACCUUAAUAUGAGGGGAGGGCAUAAAGUAUGCUGCUAAUUUACUUUAUUUUUAGCGUCUUUGGUAUUUAGCUGAAUAAUCAGUGUUCGGUUUGGAAACCCUUAACCUAGACACAGCUGUCUGGCAAGGGACGUAGCCAUUCGUAGCCUCCACCACUCUUACUGAUGGUGGGCAAACACCUGUAUCCUUCAGAUACAGCCAUUGCGGGCAUUCUGAGUUUUCUACUAUAGUAAAGGUGAUGGUGUAUCACCUGCAGGCAAUACCAUUGAAUCCCCCAAAUGACAGGAUUCACAGACUAAAGCCAAACUAAUUUUAAAGUUCAGAUGAUCUCCAAGUUCCCUGACUUUCCCCCUCCCUUUUAUCUUUUUUUUUUUUUCCUUUGGUAUGUCUCAAAACCAUUGCCUUCUCUGAAAAUCUGUCUCUAUGACUUUGCUGUCAGCCAUUUUCUUUUUCUUUUUAAGAAGAUUUUACUAUUUUAGAGAGGGGAAGGGAAGGAGAAAGAGAGGGAGAGAAACAUCAAUACAUGGCUGCCUCUCUCACACCCCACUGGGGACCUGGCCCACACCCAGGCUUGUGCCCUGCCUGGAGAUCUCAAGCCGGCACUCAACCCACUGAGCCACACCAGCCAGGGCAGCUGUUUUCUUUUUCAAAAGGAAGACACUGAUGGUAGAUGAUUCAUUCUUAUUUAUUUUUAAAUUCAGUGUGAAUCUAGUCAGUUUCUAAGGUUUAUGGGAUGAACUUGGGUUUACAGAGAAUAUGGUAUAGUUCAAAAACGAGGAUACUCAGGGUCUAAUGUGUCAGCUCUGUGAACACCAGCACUCUUUAAAUCCAGUGACGAACAUUUCAAACAAUAAAAGAAAAUGAAAUUAAGUAC